Messenger RNA from Petromyzon marinus (sea lamprey), 4982 nucleotides. It is a transcript of the gene EXOC4, whose product is annotated as exocyst complex component 4. NCBI's taxonomy places the organism in Eukaryota, Metazoa, Chordata, Hyperoartia, Petromyzontiformes, Petromyzontidae. Gene Ontology annotation, biological process: exocytosis; chemical synaptic transmission; Golgi to plasma membrane transport. Gene Ontology annotation, cellular component: synapse; exocyst; growth cone membrane. The record is from RefSeq and is a predicted model, not a curated record.
UUGCUCGCAACUUUCUGAGCGAAUUUCCAAACGGCCGGGGCUGCCGCCCCGUCGUGAACCGCCUCAUCCGUGAGGCGAGAGACGUCCGCCUCUCGUCGUGGGGCAACGCCGCCACGACCCACGCAGCCCAGCAGUGGAGAGAGCCUGCCCCGGCCGUUAAGUUAAAAUUAUCGACGAUUUAGGGGGACAAAUUAAAGAAAUAAAGAGGUUUUCACCGGGGUUUGAGCAUAGAGGGCGCAAUGGCGAGCGACGUUCGAUACCGCAGCGCCGUCAGCAAGUCCAAGGACCCCUCAGGCCUCCUCAUCUCUGUCAUUCGGACCCUCUCGACCAGCGAUGAUGUUCACGACCGGGAGGCAGAGAAGCAGCGGCUGGAAGAGGCAUACGACCGCUGUGACCACGAGCUGGACGACAAGAUUGUGCAGCACUACACGGAGCUCACCACUGCCAUCCGCACCUACAACUCCAUCACCGAGCGCAUCGCCGCCUCGCGCUCGCGCAUCCGGCAGGUGCGAGAGAACCUGCUGUCGUGCAAGACGCUGCUGCAGUGCAAGCGGCAUGAGCUGCGCAAGCUGUGGGUGGAGGGCGUGGAGCACAAGCAUGUGCUCGCCCUCCUCGACGAGAUAGAGGACAUCCGCCAGGUCCCGCAGCGGCUCGACCGUGCCAUGGGCAGCAAGCACUACCUGCGCGCCACCGACAUGCUGGUGUCGGCCGUGGAGGCGCUGGACGGGCACCUGCGCCAGGUGGAGGGGCUGAGCGAACUGCGGCUGGAGCUGCACGCCAAGAAGAUGACGCUACACAUAAUGCUUAUCGACGAGCUCCACCGCCACCUCUACAUCCGCUCCACGGGCCAUGCCGCACACCACGCGCCACCGUCGCACCUCCCCGGGUCUCUGGGCAAGGAGACCGGGACGCCCCACCAGCACACAGAUGUCACAAGCCCCCCCGCGCCGAGGAAGGCCCCAGACUCUGCCUCUUCGCACGGCAAGGAGGUGGGCGUGGAGAUGGUGACGGAAAACCCAGAGGAGCGUGACCCCGAGGAGGACAGCGCCCGCUUCAUGGCGGUGUUGGUGGCGGCCCUGGCCAAGCUCGGAAAAAUCCCCGACGCCAUCAAGGCCAUAAAGGAGCGCUUUGAGCGCGAGCUGCAGGCCAUCGUGCGCCGCUCCACCACGCAGGUGGCCGACUCGGCCUACCAGCGCGGAGAGAGCGCCGCCCCGCGCGACGCACAGCCCGGGCUGCUGUUGGAGCUGAUGGAGCUGCUGUUUGACAAAUUCCGCUGCGUGGCCGAUGCACACAGUGUGGUGCUCGCGCAUCUCAAGCAGGCGGUAGGGCCGGGCGGGGCCGGGCGUGCCGGCGACGUGAAGCUCUACGACAUGGCCGACGUCUGGGCCAAAAUCCAGGCCGUGCUGCAGAUGUUGCUCACGGAUUACCUGGAUGUGAAGAACACUCGAGCUGCCGGAGCAGAGCCCUCGGCCCAGCUCCCCUACCCCAGUUCUGGUGGAGACUUCUCCUCGUUCUUCGUGAAGAAGAAGCAGCAACGACAGCGGCCAUCGCUGUUCAAGUUCGAGUCGUCGUCCCACGCCAUCAGCAUGAGCACCUACCUGCGCGAGCAGCGGCAGGCGCUGUACAUCAAGAGCGGCGCCCUGCAGGGUGGAGCGGAUGACAACCUGAUCGAAGGCGGAGGGGUGCAGUUUGUGUGCAAGCCAGGCGCACGGAACAUCACCGUCAUCUUCCACCCACUCAUGAGGUUCAUCAAGGAGACGGAGCAGGCGAUGGGCUACGGGCCUGGCAAGCAGUGCACCCUGCGCGAGUUCCUCACGCAGUACGUCAAGAACAUCUUCCUCAACCAGGUGCACCUGGAGAUCAACAAGGAGAUUGAGGCCGUCACCAAGGUGGCCGAUCCCCUCAAGAUGCUGGCCAACGCCGACACCAUGAAGGCCCUCGCCGUGCAGAGGCCUUUGCUGCAGGGUGCCGUGGUUGUGGAGAAGUCAGUCCAGGACCUCAUGAACCUGGUGCAUGACCUCAGCGCCUACUCGGACCAGUUCCUGCACAUGAUCUGCAUCAAGCUGCAGGAGUACCGCGCCAUGUGUCACGCGGCAUACAGGAACAUCGUGGCGGUUCACUCGGAGGACCGGCUCGUGAUCAGUGCCUCCUGGGCCAAGGACGAUGACAUCACGCGGCUGCUCAAGUCUCUGCCCAACUGGACCAACCUGGCGCAGGCCAAGCAGCCCCGCGCUCGCGGGCAGCAGGGCGACACCAACGAGGAGGAGUACACGCGCGCCAUCAACGCGAAGGAGUCGGACGUGCUGACGGGGAACCUGGGGGAGCAGCUCAUCCCGGAGCAGGCCAUCCUGCGCGACCCCGGCGACCUCAAGGCCCUCGCCAACCUCCACGAGAGCCUCGAGUGGCUCGCCAGCCGCCUCAACGGCUUCCUGGCCGACAUCCCCGCGGCCCCCGUCCAGGAUACGAUGUCUCCCGCUGGCUCGGAGUCGAGCCCCGACAAGGACCUCCUGUCGGUGCCCGAGCAGAUCCUGAACACGCUGUGGGGGCUGACGCGCGAGUUCCAGGACAUGGCCGAUCGCUGUCUGCUCGUGCUGCACCUGGAGGUCAGGGUGCACUGCUUCUAUUACCUGAUCCCCCUGGCGAAGCAGGGCAACUACGCGAUUGUGGCGAACGUGGAGAGCAUGGACUAUGACCCGCUGGUGGUGCGGCUCAACAAGGACAUCUGUGCCGUCGAGGAAAUGAUGAACGCCAGCCUGCAGCUCCACAAGUUCCAGUACAUCUUUGAGGGCUUGGGUCACCUCAUCUCCUCCAUCCUGAUCAACGGCGCCCAGCACUUCAAGCGCAUCAGCGAGUCUGGCAUCAAGAAGAUGUGCCGCAACAUCUUCGUGCUCCAGCAGAACCUGACCAACAUCACCAUGUCGAGGGAAGCCGACCUCGACUUUGCGCGGCAGUACUACGAGAUGAUGUACACCACUCCGGACGAGCUGCUCAGCGUGCUGGUGGACCAGGGCGUCCGCUACUCGGAGCUCGACUACAUCAACGCGCUGGCGCUGCUGCAGCGCAGCCAGGCGGGCGUGGGCGACCAGACGGUGCAGAACGGGCGCAUGCAGCGCCUUAAGGAGAUCAUCCGCGAGCAGAACGCCAUCAAGCAGGCGGCCAAGGACAAGAAGAUCACCACCGUCUAGGGGCCGCCGGCGUGAGUGACCGUGUCGGCUCGGCCGAGACCAAGGCGUUGUGCCGCGCCGGUAUCGGGGGUUGCAGCCGUACGUAGUCCCGUGUUUGUCUGGUUAGGGUUAAGGCUGCAGCCCUUGUACAUCAGGGCAGACUCUCGACGGACGGAUUGGCGGAGCGGUGGCGCAGAGAUCACCGCACUGCGCUACGAAUCCCCGUGAUCCGAGUUGAUUCCGGACCACGGCUAACAUCAGUGGCGAGUGAUAUCCGAACCGGUUCUGGACCCCCUUCUUCACCAACCUGUUCCAAGCCGGUGUAGCCGCGUGUUGGGCAAGACAAGGUGUUGGGAUCGUCCGAGCCGGUGUAGGUUCACGCCGGGCUGGUUCACGGUGAGGUUCUAGUUCAUCGUUACGGAGCUACAGAUUCCUCUGGCUCGGCGUCUCUCGUGGGAACUCGGUUUACGUUCGGUCGCGGCUAACGCUGAAGCCACGGCCCUGACCCCGUCUCCCCCCUCGUGUUUGUGCGGAGAGGACCACCCGCUUUCUCCAUCGUUAAUGUGGUGGCCGUGUCAAAUAAGGACCCCCGACUUACCCUCGUCGCGUCUCUCAAUAUAUCCGAGUUUGGAGCGCGCGCGACUACCCCCCCCCUGCUGUCCCUGCUGUCCCCGCUGAAGCUGCUGCUCACCCCCCUCGUCUCGCCGCCGGGUCGCGGCACGACGCUUCGAGUCCACGCCGGGCCUCUCAAUUAUGUAAAUGGCCGGAGAGAAAAAACUCAACGUGUUUGCUCUUUUAUUUCGUGCUAAAAAAUAGUCGACCGUGACUCCAUCUGGCGUCUCUUUUGACAGUUCCCGCUUUCUCCCUGCCUCCUGCCACCGUUGCCGUGAGAGUUGGGAGGGGGGGGGGAGCCCCCCCCCCCCACCGCCACCAUCGCAUGCCCCCCCACCCUAAACCUAAAACCCACGAUCGCCCCCGAUCGCGGGAGGCAGUCGGGCACUGCCGUGCGGCCAGAGGGCAAAAGCAAUCAAAAAAUCACAGCAGCGGUUGAUUAGUUUAAUUAAGCGAACAUUACACAGUAAUUUCAACGUGAAAUCAAGCCGCAUUAGAAUUUACUCAAAGCCAGCAUCAUUCCAAUCAAGAAAUGCUAAUUCAGCAGAGGCGCGUCGCGCUGAAUAAAUUACGUCGCGGCCUCUCUGCGCUGCCCUGCGGUUUGACCGUCGCUGCAGGCGUCGCUGGGUUCGACACGGGUAUGGGGGGUCACGGGGAGUCCCGGAGUAGGAUCACGUGGUGUGGUUGAUGAGACUCGGGCAGUCACAGCAGAGGAACAGCCGGGCCACAGGCGUCCCUUGCCACUGGGUGGAUUUAUGGACCCCCCCCCCUCUCUUGGAAGGGGGGUUGGGGGGGGUCACGGUACUACCCACGGUUAUUACGGGGGGGGGGAGGGGUCCCUUGUGAAAUCAAUGGGAACCGUCACCGUACCCCCAACAUGGGGGUCCGUGUGUGGUGGCGUGCAUUCAUAUAGACUCCGCCUUUGGCAUGUGUAACUUGCGCAACGUUGUUUAGUGCUGCUGUAGGAAUCGUCGUGUGGGACACUUUUUUUUCCAGGGGAGUACUUAACUCCGCGACUGGGGUACCAAUCAAUCCGCAAUCAGUGCUACUCCGCGAUGUCAAAACGCCACACAGCAUAAAAAAUCCGUUAUCGAAAGAUUCAACUUUGAAUAGUGCAUCGUGUACAGCUCGUCGAGAUGAGUCGAUUGCUGCAUCGCCGACCAUCAACAGACUAAAAAUUACUGCAUCACGGACAUUAUGUGAGAG